UGAAGAGUCUAUGCUACCUCCUUCUGUGGAGCACUGUACUGAACAUGGGACAUUUUCACUUCGGAUAUCUAGCUCAUACCAUGUCUAUCCUUUGGAACCUCAAUGCAUGAAUUUAUGGAUUUGAUCCUGAAAAUGCAAGAAUAAUAAACAUGACAGUCAUUGGGAUAUUUCUCGUAUCCGCAACAAUUGGGGCUGGAUUUUCAUGGAAAUUGGCAAGGUAUGGGAAGAGAAAGGCAUUGAUUAUAUCGGCACUCAUAUGUCUCAUAGGAAGCUUCUUCCUCUACAUUAGAUCUCUUCCUACGAUGAUUAUUGGAGAAAUAAUUAUUGGCCUUGGAUUCGGCAUAACAAGUGCAGUAGCCCCUUUGUUUACUGCUGAGAUAGCAAAGAGAAAAUAUAUUGAAUACUGAACAGUUACUACACAAUUCUGGUUAAAUAUAGGGUUCAUCCUUCCCUGGCUUUUAGAAUUCUUGGUUCCAAGGCUUGCAGACCUUGGUGACUCUUUGAGUCUUACUGCCAACAUUUAUUCUAAACUGAUUUAAAUCUAGCUCUACUUCUCCAGACUUUUGCUCUAACUUUGAAGAUGUGCAUAUUAUCUGGAGAGAACUGAGAAUCCCAAAUACUGUAGUUCCAGCUAUCCAAUUAUUAAUUCUAUUUCUAAUUUUUAAAAGGGAGAAUCCGACUUAUGUACAUCAUUGAAUGAAUAAUUCAAUCCAAAAAGAAUCUAUCGAGUCUGCAGGAAACACAUACGAUUCGAGCAUAAAUUAUGAGGAAGAUUCUCGAAAGUCACUGGAAAUAGCUGAAUCCCUCUUAUCAAAAGAUACUUGGAAGAACUUGUGGACUCUGUCUGAAAGAAAGAAACUGAUAGCUUCAUGUAUCCUUAGAGGGUUCCAACAAAUCACUGGAGUCAAUAUCAUCCUGAAUUAUGGCCUCUGGUUUGUGUAUGAUCAAAGAUUUCCUCGGAUCAAUUUAGCAUUUACUUUGGUAUUGUCCUCAAUGAUUUUUUUGAUUCCAUCAGUAUUCAUACUAAAAAGAUUUGGAAGAAAAUAACCUCUUUAUGACUGCUAUGAUCGUCUCAUGCCUUUGAUGAGGAAUAUUAUUCCAAAUGGUUGAGGAAGUAACAGUAGUAAAUGGAAGAAUCCCUGUAUUCCACAGUUUGCCAAAUCUAGUAUCAGCUGUGACAAUUUGAAUUUAUUUUAUCUCAUUUUGGCUGAAUUUUGCUUCAAUUCCUGUGCUUUACUGCACAGAGACUCUGACAGACAAAGGAAUGGCACUAUCUACUGCUUUUCAGUUAGGGCUGACUCUUCUACUAUUUUCCUUGCCAACACUUACUAUCCAAGUGAUUGAGCUGAUCCAUGGGAGACCAAGACUCCUUUUGGCAAGCUCAUUUUUCUUCUUUAUCUUUAGUGGGUUAUCAAUGUUGGGGUUCUUCUGUGCAGCCCUGUUUAUUAUCGAGACCAAAGGAAAGUCUAAGCAACAAAUUUCCAACGAUUUCAAAGAAAGAGUUUUCAGCUUCCAAAGUUCUGAAUUAUCGUAGUGAUCUUUCAAUGA
Moneuplotes crassus is the source of this 1548-nucleotide messenger RNA. The record is from the annotation of a GenBank genome assembly. Lineage: Eukaryota; Ciliophora; Spirotrichea; Euplotida; Euplotidae.